Molecule: messenger RNA, 2943 nt
Organism: Closterium sp. Yama58-4
Lineage: Eukaryota; Viridiplantae; Streptophyta; Zygnematophyceae; Desmidiales; Closteriaceae
Source: the annotation of a GenBank genome assembly
AUGGCCACAGCGAGCGAUGAUAUCGAGAAGCUUUACGAACAUGGGGAGAAAUUAGCGAGCUCUAAGGACAAGACGCAGAACGAGAAGGACUACCUCGGGGUCAUCGCGGCUGCGACGGGAAGCAGCAAGGCGAAGCUGUUCGCAGCGCAGCAAAUUCCCCGCUUCUUUAAAUUCUUUCCGCAGCUUUCCGCCGAAGGCAUUAACGCGCAGCUAGAUCUCUGCGAGGAUGACGACAUCAAUAUUCGACUACCCGCCAUUCGAGGGCUCCCGUUUCUGUGCAAGGACACACCGGAGCAUCUCCCGAAGAUCGCUGAUGUGCUGGGCCAGCUGCUCAUUGGAGAGGAGCCGGAGCACGGAGUGGUGCAGAACUCGUUGAUGCAGGUGCUCAGGCAGGACCCUAAAGGGAGCCUGGCGGCCAUAUUCAAGCACAUAGAGAGCUCCGAGGACAAGCUGCGGGAGAACGUGCUCUCCUUCAUCCGCGACAAGGUGUUUCCGAACAAGGCAAGCGUCCUGGUGCCUCAGGCGGAGAUGGAAAGACACGUGACUGACCUGAUCAAGGGCAUACAAGACGUGACGGGGGAGGAGUUCAGCAUGUUCAUGGCGUUCCUGCAGGGCCUCGCGCUCUUUGGCGCCAAGGCACCGCCAGAGCGGAUGCAGGAGCUGGUCGAGAUCGUCGAGGGGCAGGCUGACCUCCUCGCCUCCUUCGAUGCGUCAGACACGGAUCACAUAGAGCGAGUCAUGGCAUGCCUGCAGAUGGCGCUGCCCUUCUUCGCUAGGGGCGGGUCAAACAGCAAGUUCUUCAACUUCAUCGCCAAGCACAUCCUCCCCGCAUUCGACAAGGUGGCGGAGGACAGGAGGGGCGAGCUGCUGAGGAGCAUGGCGGAGGCGUCGCCCUUCACAUCACCCGCCGACUCCAGACACCUGCUGCCGGGGGUCACUGACCUGCUCAAGGAGUACAUGGCGAAGAAGGGCGCGGAUGUGGACAUCACGUCACUGGAGGCGCUGCUCUUCACCUUCAACCAGCUCGCCCACAAGACGCCCAACGCCACGAAUGCGCUGUGCGGGUACAAGAUCGUGACGGGGCAGCCCUCUGACCGCCUGGGAGAGGACUUCAAAGACCUGCACGCUGACUGGCUCGCCAGGGUGACGGGCAUGGAGGACGAGGUGAAGAAGCGCAUCAAAGCCGUGCUGCAGGAGGUGGCGGAGGUGGGCAAGCAGCAGCGCUCCGCCAAGGAUGAGCCCACCGUCACGCAACUUAAGGAGAAGAAGGCAGCAGCGGCGCGCACACUCAAGGCAUUGCAGAACAUUGAGAAGCUCAGCAAGCCGCUCAAGUCCACUGUGCCGCAGUUCCUGGGCGGCAAGGCGGCUCCAGCCCUCUCCUGGAAACCGGAGGCAGCCCCUGCAGGGCCCUCCGCUCCCAAGCCAGGGUCAACACAAGCAGUCGGGUACGUCUCACUGCUCUCCUGCUUCGUCAGCCUUGCAUUUCAAAUUUCCCGGUGUCGCGGCAACGGGCGGCCGGACAGCGGGUUCGUGCGCUACUCGUGGUACUCCAACAGCUGCGGCCGCACGCUCCGCUUCAACUCCAAGUCGUUUCUGAACAUGAUCAAGGGCAAGACCAUCGCCGUCAUCGGCGACUCGCUCACCGCCGCCAACUUCGUGCCCUCGCUGCUGUGCCAGGUGAGGCGUGAUGGUAGAGGGCUAGUCGCUGCUGUGAGGUUGAGGGGAACGAGAUGCUGUGAGGUGAGGGUGAGUCGCUGCUUCGCCAGGUGCGACCGCAAAUCCUUCAGCGGGACUAAUAUCCUCUUCCCCGCUCCCCUCCCCUCCUCCCCCCUCCUCCGCCCUCAUCCGCCCCCCUCCGCGCGCGCCACUGGCGCGCAGAUCAGCGAGGUCACGACGGUAAAGAACGGGUCGCGGCGCACGCUGGACGGCGGCAGCGGCGCACGGUACAUGCCGCCCAUGGUGGCGUUCUACUACGACAUCCCCGCGUUCGGCGCGCGCAUUGUCAGCAUCUGGGACGACUACCUCAUGCGCACGUCCGUCGACAAGGGCAUGAUAGCCAAACUAGCGACGGGGUUCACACCCGGCCCCGACGACGCGAUCAUCGACGUGGAGACCGUCAACCCGCAGUGGGGCAACAUCGUGGGCGAGUGGCACGCGGUAGUGAUGGAAACCACGUCGCACUGGCGCGUCGUGCCCGACGCGCCGCGCCUCAUCUUCACCAACGACGACUGGCAGACGCUCAACGGCGUCGACCCCUACAUGGCGCACGCGCGCGCGCUGAAAACGAUCGCCAACUUCUUCGAGGCGCGACGGCAGGCGGGGAAGGCGUUCCCCGUGCCCUUCUUCAUGACGGCGCCCCCGCAGCACUCCGCCAAGAAGAUCGGCGGCAGCGGCGUGUGCGGGUCGCCGGGGCGCGUGUUGAACGAGAAGGAGAUCGAGAAGAUGCUGCGCACCAACGUGCAGCUGUCGCGCUACUGGCCCAUGCAGCGCGCCGCGUUCCCUGAGGGGUCGGCGGUGCGGCGGUUUGACAUCACGCUCGUGAGCGCGUACCGGCCCGAGGCGCACUGCGGGAUCUACUCGAAAAAGAACAACCCGGUGAAGUACCUGGACUGUUUGCACUGGUGCCAGCCAGGCGUGCCGGACAUCUGGGUGGACCUCUUCCACGAGAUGCUGCUGGCCGAGCCGCUCUUUUCCGGCGACUCCACCACUGCCGCCUCCAAGCCUAAACCCAAGCCUAAGCCUCAAACCAAGCCCAAGAAGCCCAAGCCAUCCCCAUCGCCCUCCAAGCCGAAAGCAUCCCCGUCGCCUUCCAAACCUAAGCCCUCCCCAUCACCAUCCCCCGCCAAGUCGCCGCCUCCGCCGCCGCCGCCGGCCUCCCCACCCCCUUACGUGCCGCUAGACCCCACCAAGCCCAACCGCUUCAAACGCAAGCCAGGCACGUGA